Molecule: messenger RNA, 2578 nt
Organism: Amphimedon queenslandica
Lineage: Eukaryota; Metazoa; Porifera; Demospongiae; Haplosclerida; Niphatidae
Exons: 10
Coding region: 292-2490 (732 amino acids)
Biological process (GO): necroptotic signaling pathway; protein phosphorylation
Molecular function (GO): protein kinase activity; ATP binding
Source: RefSeq, a predicted model, not a curated record
CACCUUUAUGGGAGUGGUUUAAAGAAAAGAAUCUUCGAGAUUCUUGUGGAAUCAAAAGAGAGAAAAGAGCUGCCAGCUUGCAUCUGGAAAAAGAGAAAGAGGACAAGGACAGAGAAGGAAGAAAAGUCGUCGGAAUAAUCUCUGUAGAGAUUCGAACAUUUAAUUGUUAAGUUGUUAUCAGAUUAGUAUGGCUUAAUAUAAAGCCUACUCCUGGUGGCAAUUUCUGAAUUAAUAUAUAUAUAUACAUAGUAGAUCUAUAGUUUAGUAUUUAGCUUUUAUCUGAAAGUUAUCAUGUCAGACCACAGACCAUUGAACAAUUUUGACUCUGGAAUUGGCCCGUCUAUUGUGAAAAGGAUCCAAUAUGACAUUACCAAGAGUGAAGCAGGUUGUGGUGUACCACCCCUUACCUACUCCAUCAGUCCUUCCUCUUCAUUCCAAGCUGCUUACACCAAUAUGCUAUCAGACCUUGCUCUUGUGUUGAGUAAUCCCAGAACCAUGCAUGUGUCAGGCACAAAUUUUAACAUUGAGAUUCCUAAUCUGAUGGACGAUCACAUUUUAAUCGUAUUCCCUCCAGCCCUUCCUAAUACUGAUCCUACUACUCUUAUUGUUCAUAUUUAUGCCAUUGAGAUUAGUCCAGACCAUCUCCUCACUUCCAAGGAGAUAUCAUCUUGUUUGAACAGGUUGGAUCAGUCUUCUCCACUAUAUAAGUCACUUGUGAAUGUGGACUAUAAGUUGGGCGUGUAUCGUCUGGGUGAAGGCUAUGAUACCAAAGUAUUGCAAACUGGAGAAUACAAUGCCGGGUCUAUUCUUUAUCUUAUUGAAUCCUCUAAUGAUGAGGCCUCAGGUAUUAUUCUAAGAGGCAGUGCCCCAGGGCAAUAUUUAGGAGCCCAUUGUGUUGCUGUACUAUCUUCUAAUGGCCCUGUACCAUUCAGCGACAGUAGAAUGGAUGAGGAGCUCACUCUUACUGAAGAGAGGAAAGAAGAGAGUAAUGAAGAGGAGCUAGUAGCCCCAGCACACGACACGACUGUCAAGAGGAAAGGGAUGGAAGAAGAGAAUAUAUCACUCGAACCAAGAGAGACCUUGUCGGAACAGUAUCACACUGUCGACGAAAAGGAGACAAGUGUGCAGCAAAAAGAUGAGCUUACCGUUACUCACCUUAGUAUCAGUAACCCUGAGGGAGGGAUAGUAUUACUUCAGAAUCCUUCGCCUAUUCCAAGUUACGACAUAACAGAACUUAGUUUCUCUAAUCGUACUCCGAGUUAUUCGCCCUCAGCUCCAAUAUCAGACACCAAUAAGAAGUUAGUGUAUCCUACUACUCCUUCAUUAAUGCUACAGCAAAAAGAGUAUUUUACCCAGCCCUCCAUAUCCCCACAUAAGCAGAUUACCAGAGACUUGGAUUUACCUGAGAGCAUUAAAAAGAAGAAUCAUGGUGCAUUAAUUUAUGCUCAGCCUAAGGGUUUUGUUGAAAAGCUAUUUUCUGGACACUUCUCUGCUCUUCCAAAAUGUGAAGAUUUAGCUCAAUACGACCAAUUAGGGAAAGGAGGCAAUGGUGAGGUUAUUUCAUCCUUUUUUGGAGGGCAUAAAGUGGCACUGAAAUAUGUAAAAACUGGAUAUCGUAGAGAGACAUUGGCGAUAUGGUCCAAGCUAGAUCAUCCAAACAUUAUACCUCUGUUAGGUGCAUUUGUUGUUCACAGUGUCAACCAGCAACAUUACUGUCAAGUUAUGCCCAGGAUGACCAGAUCACUUCGUGACGAGUUUAAAGUAAUAGGAGGAGGGAUAAUACCAGCGUUAAAGCUUAAAGAGAUUACUGCCAUGACUCUUUGGCGUAACUUUCAGAAUGUUUGUCGUCAGGUUUUACUAGCACUAGACUAUCUUCAAAAAUGUGGCAUUGCACUGCUGGACCUUAAAAGCUCAAACAUGUUGACAAUGCAGGAGCACUGCCAAUGUAAGAGUAUCUUUCAAUGUCUAGAAGGUCACCGUUAUUCUGUAAAACUGGCUGAUUUUGAUUUUGUUCACUUUUGUUCCAGCACCUUCACUAAAUGCCCUAAGCAUCCAAUUAAAAGGAAAGAUGACGAAGAGCUUUGUAGAAUUUCUGGCACCCCUGAAUAUAGAGUGGCCCCAGAGAGAGCUUGUAAGGACUGUGGUUGUGAAGGGGUUAAUGUUAUUGGUCCUUGGAAUGACGUGUGGAGUUUUGGUGUCUUUCUUUUAGAUGAGCUUCGUGGCAGGUUUGACAAGAAUGAUACAACUGCUGAGGCUAAAAUGUUAUCUGGCGAUUUUAAAGGUAACAGUUCAAGGUUUGAUCCAAAUAAUUGCAGCUAUACAGCUGAAGUUAUCUCAGUAUUGAUCAAGCGGAUCAAAUUAUCAUGCGAGUCUGAAAAUGGAAUGGUUGAUGGAGUUUUACAAAUGAUAGAUGCUUGUCUUAAGGCUGACUAUACCGAGAGAGCUACUCCCGCUGAUUUGCUUUGUUUUCCAUUUUUUUCUUUUAAAUAAUAAUCUGUUUUGUAUGCUUUAUAAUCCCUCUAGUAUUAUUUUUGUACAUUUGUAGUAUUUUUAUGGUUGUAUUUGUAGUAUUUUUAAA